AUGCUACUGACCCUUCUUCCUCUUUCUCUCGCUAGCUUCGCCUUCCUCCUCCAAUGGCGAGGCGGAUUCAACGACUCGGUUAAUCAAUGGUUUAACGAUAACCAACCUUUCCCCGGUAUGGCCUCAACCUCACGGUCACUUCGAUCUGAUUCAAGCUGCGUUUCUCUUCUAAGUCAGAGCCAUACACAAUCGUUCCCUUAUCUCCGAGAUUGGAAGCUUGAUCAAAAGCCGGAUCUUAAACCUAUGAUUUGUAUUACGACUAGUACUUCUGCUGGAUUAGAACAGACAUUGCCAUGGAUUUUCUAUCAUAAAGUCAUUGGAGUUUCAAAAUUUUAUCUAUUCGUUGAAGGCACUGCUUCUUCUCCAAAUGUUUCUCGUGUUUUAGAGUCCAUUCCUGGUGUAAAAGUUAUACACAGGACAAGAGAAUUAGAAGAAGAACAGUCUAAAAGUCGGAUUUGGAAUGAGACAUGGUUGGAGAAAUUCUUCUACAAACCGUGUAAUCACGAAUUGUUCGUGAAACAAAGCUUGAAUAUGGAAAUGGCUAUCACCAUGGCUAGGGAUGAUGGUAUGGAUUGGAUAUUGCACCUCGACACCGAUGAGCUUGUACAUCCUUCUGGAACCCGUGAAUAUUCGUUAAGAAGUUUGCUCAGAGAUGUUCCUGCAGAUGUGGACUCAGUUGUAUUUACAAAUUACGAGAGCAGCGUUGAGCGAGAUGAUAUCAAAGAGCCUUUCAGUGAGGUAUCAAUGUUCAAGAAGAAUUAUGAACAUCUUCCUAGAGAUGUUUACUAUUCAAGUUAUAAAGAUGCAACUCGAGGCAAUCCAAACUUUUUUCUUACAUACGCAAAUGGGAAAUCCGCUGCUCGGAUUCAAGACGGCCUUCGGCCUAAUGGUGCUCAUCGAUGGUACAACUACAACGCGAUCCCAAAUGCCAUUAUACUAGACGAAGUCGCGAUUCUGCAUUACACUUACUCAAGAUUUUCAGAUCUUGCUUCAAGACGUAAUCGAUGUGGCUGCAAACCAACUAAAGAAGAUGUCAAGAGAUGUUUCAUGCUAGAGUUUGACCGAGCGGCAUUCAUCAUUGCUUCGAGUUCAACGUCAGAGGAAAUGCUUCAAUGGUACAGAGAAAAAGUUGUAUGGACUGAUGAAAAACUGAAGCUGAAACUUCUUAGGAGAGGAGUUCUGACUCGCAUUUACGAACCAAUGGUUAUAAUCCAAGCGCUAAGAGAAGCCGGUGUUUUUACCUCGGUGGUAACCUCAGCUCACAUGUCUACCUCAAUGAAUAGAAACAACAACAACUCUUCAAACUCAAGCAUUACUAGAGAAUCAACUCAAGCAACUACUAGGAAAAUGUUGGAAUUUAAUCUUGAUGAUGAAUCUCAAGCAGUACCACCGCAAUCGCCUCCAAUCUUGGAAUCAACCCAAAAUGUUUAG
Arabis nemorensis is the source of this 1431-nucleotide messenger RNA. NCBI's taxonomy places the organism in Eukaryota, Viridiplantae, Streptophyta, Magnoliopsida, Brassicales, Brassicaceae. The record is from the annotation of a GenBank genome assembly.